UUUUUUUACGUCUUUAUUUGUUUAAAUAUUGUAAAAAAGAUGUUAUAAACUGCUGGCUACUGGCUAUAAACUAACCAGUGACUAAAGUUAACGUGGUAAACGCACAGCAGCAAAUAUUCACAAUGACAGCUCAAAGUCCUUUGAUACAGUUAUUGAUCAGAAGUGUGUGUCUUAUUGCAGAGUCGAUGUUGGUGAAGUCUCCAGGUUCACUAUCAAACGGCAUGUGGCGCUGUGAGGUAAAUACCUAUCGGCUAUCUGCAGGCUGGAUAAUCCCUGAGAGCAGAUUAGAGCCGGGAGGAGUCGCCACGACGACACUCCUGAGGAAACAUCUCACUCUUCGUGGUCCAGGAACAAGACCACUCGGAGACACACAGAUUUUAUUGUGAAGGAGUCCACUGCGUCUUUUGAUUUGCUGAUUGAAAGAAGUUUUCAGAUAGUUUGAACAAAUGUCCUUCAUUGCGAACCUUUUACGCUUUUAUUGUGAAGCUUAAAACAACAUUUGUGCCACCUACAAAAAGGGCUUUCACUUUCACCUAUUUUUCAGUCUUUGUAAGGAGGACUCCUGGCUGAGGACUAUUUUUACUCUGGUUUUAUUUCCGAAAAACGACAUUGAUUUUAAGCUGUGUGAGAUUGUGUAUUUCAUGUUCGUACUUUGAAGGACACCUUUCAUGGAUUCAAAAUUCAGGAGGACCUUUUACAACUGAAAGUUGAUUGGACAUUUAUUGUGAAGCUGACUAGAAAUACACCAAAAAAAGGGGGUCUUUAUAUGAUCUCUGAGGCUUUUAUUGUGAAAUGACAUACACGAUGUGAUCUGUCUUGUAGUUGCGCCAGACUUCGAACUGAGGAAAGGAUGAUUCCCUAUGUGGAGUGUCUUGGCGGGGAGGGGGCGGGGCCUGUCGUGACAUCACGCUGCUGGAACGGCGGCGCCGACGAGGAGCAAGACGAGCUGCUUCCUCGCAAGAUGGCUGCCCUGAAGCCGAAGACGGAGGGCAGCCUGCGCCGUCGCCUCCUCAGCGCCAAAAUCCACCAGCACCACGACGCCAUCCUGGGCCUGAGCGCGGGUGGUGCCUGCGGGCUGGCGACGCCCACUGGUGAGAGGAAGCCCCCGCCACCUCACAACCAAAGUCCAGGCACCAGCCCGUGGUACCGCCGCCAGCAUCCCCCCCCCCACAGCCAACCCUCUCUUGCCCCAGAGACUCAUGGGAAACCAAACCAGCUAACCCCCCCCCCUCUUCAGCUGCCACGCUCAACCUACCCGGUGCUCCCCCCGAGGGGCCGGACAGGCUCCUGCCCCCCCAACCCAGAGCCCCGACCCGGCUACACUCUGCCCGGCCCGUCCCGCUUCGGGGAACAAGAGGUACCAUCGCAGUACCAAUAUCGCCCCAGCGGGAGGCGCCGUGCCGGCCUCUUCUGCUUCACAUCCCAACGUGGGCGGAGCUGUGGACCAGAGGCCACGCAGGCCACGCCCCUCCUACACAGAGCAGGCGAGCCGGACAGCAAGUGGUCUGUUCACUACACUACCCAGAAGCCCCAGCGGGGUCUGCUCUUCAUCCCUGCUAACGACCUGCAAGGUCAGAACUCACCAGGGAGCAGCCUCUCAGCAUGUAGCGUGCUGACUCAACACUGCUGCAGCCGACCACAUAGCCCUCCGAGCCCCCCCCCUUUCCCACGCAGAGGGUGGAAGGACAAAAGCAGGAGGAUGUCCUCAGCUUUCUCCGAAGAAGACGAACACUUCGUCUUGACCAACACGCAACCUUUGACCCCCCUGUUACUGAACCACGCCCACAGCGCCGCGUGUUGGGAGGUCUUUGGCUCGGCUGGCGAGCCAACAGCCAAUCGAGAUGCGGAGCAACUAGUGGACCAGGAGGUGGAGCAAAAGAUCCCACGGCUUCCAACGCCGGAGGAGAGGAUGAGGAAGCAGGCGGAGACGGUUGCCGCGGAUAUUGUCCCGAUCAAUAUAUCAGGAGAAAGUUUUGAUCGUCAGGCCAGUUUUAGAAAAGUGGCCUCCAACACCGACACGUUGUCCCGGCGACCCUGCAACCUGAACCGCCACAAGACGGUUACUGGCAUACUGGAUGAUGUCAUCCGCGACCUGGACACGCCUUUGGAAUCUGCGGUUCUUCCGGAACAGUUCUCCACUGUUGGUCAACCUGCCGCCUCCUCCUCCUCCUGCACCUGGGAGCGGAGUUUGAAGGUCACAGAGGAAGGGCCUUCAUUAGUAAGGAGGAUCCGAGCCCCCAGAAGUGGAGGGCUGUCCAGCCUCAUGGCCUCGCUCACAUCCGGCCCACCUGUCGACUCCUCCUCAGAGCUCCAUGGCCUGGUGGUUGCCUCCGCUCUGACCUCCGAGGCCUCCUUCAGGACACACAGCGCCUCUUCAACCUGCAUUCAGGAUCUUCAUGGUUUCCCCAGUGACCUCCAGCCCAUGGUGGCCUUGAACCCCAAAGCCAGAGUCAUUCCCCAGGCCCCUUGUUCCUCUUCUUGCUCCUUCCCCUGCUCCUUCCCUUGCUCCCCCACCUCCUCCUGCCUCACCACCACCCCCAGCCGAGCUCCUGAGUUGGAAGAGUCUCACCUCAGCGACAGGUCCCAGAAUGAGGCUUAUCCUAGUUCCUCCUCCUACUGCCUCUCCUCCUCAAUCCCACAGUCUCAGUUUAGCCUCCAGGCUCCGGAUGACCAAAUCCCUCCCUGGCAGGACCCCAGAGACUUCCAGGCGGGUCAGAACCACCAGGCCUCCUCCUCUCUGAGCGUAACCUCGUCUUCUCCCGUAAGAUGGGAAGGCAGGAGUCACAGUACCUCCUUCCCUUGCUCCCGUUCAGCCGGCCGCAGGAUCUCGCUACGCAAGUCUACCAGACCGCCGCCGCCACCGUUGCGUUCAGACUCUCUGAGGCGCCGGCCAGGUCGUGUCAAACCUCCCCGCUCGUCCUCCUCCUGUCCCCGGCUUGAGCGAAGCCCCCCCAAUGACCCCAUCAUGCGAUAUGGGCUGUCACCCAAGACCUUUCACGACCCCUGGGUGCAUCGGGGGAACUCAAAACGACGCCAGAGCGGCUUCAACUGUGGUACUGUGACGACCUUUGAACCUCUUAUCCCGGACUGCCAGACGGACACAGCUGAGUGUCCUCCACUAAGCCCCGCCCAGUCACAAGACCACAUCACAAUGUCUUUACCAUCAAGCCCCGCCCACUCACAUAGCCACUCUCCCACUCCUCCAGGCUCAGAUGAGGAGGGGAUUAGGUUCACCCCCAACCCCUCACCAGCAUCCUCCUCAGUGGCUGAGCUUCAGCGCCUCACCUCGCCUUCCAGCGGCUACUCCACCCAGUCCAACACUCCCACUCCUGGCACUCCCAUCUCCUCCCCCCUUUACCCCCCCUCCCCCAGAGCCUUCUCCCCCCCCCCUGUCUACACCUCUGUGUGUAGGACAACGUCUAGGGGUGAAGGGAAGCCAAAGCCUCCAGUGCCUUUAAGGAAGUCCUCCCUUGUCUCUCCCCUCUCCUCCUCAUUUUCCUCCACCUCCUCCCUAUCCCUAUCUUGCACCUCCUUAGACUCUUCUUCAAAACGUCCGCUUCCUCCUCCUCUUCCACAGUGUUCCUCUCCUUUGCCUCCAGUCUUCUCCUCCCACAUUCGCAAGUGUCCUCCUCCUGCUCCUCCUCUUCCUCAGGCAAGCCUGCCUGCUAACUCCUUCACCAAACUCUUUGCUUCUCCUCUUCCUUCAUCUUCCUCUCAUCGUCCUCUCCCACCUCCCCCACCGCUCCCACCCUCUUCCCUUCCUUUACCUCCUCUUCCACCUCCUCCUCCUCCUUCAUCUUUUACACCUCCUUAUUUCCUACCCUCAUCCCUCCCGCUACCUCCUCCACCUCCUCCUCCAUGUUUAUCUCUUCGUCCUCCACCUCCUCAUUUCAUACCCUCAUCUAUCCCUCUACCUCCUUCUCCAUCGUUAUCUCUUCCUCCUUCUCCACCUCCUCCUCUCCCACCGUCUUCUCGCCCUCCCCCUCCUCCCUACUCCUAUGCCAUUAGGCAGACUUCCCAUUCUGAUUUGUCUUCAUCAACUAACUUCCCUCCACCUCUUCUACCUCCCGUUUCAGAACUCUCUGCACUGCCAUUGGCUGAACUUUCACCCCUACCAGCACCUCCUCCCCUCCCUCCUGUUCCUUACCCCCCUCUCAAUGCUCCUUCCUCCCGCUGCCACCCUUUGAUCACCCCCCAAGCUUUGCAGGGCAUCAGGCUUCGCUCUGUAAAGAACUGCCAAGGCCCACACACUAGCGCCAUGCUAACCCAUACUACUCAGCCUCGGUCAGCUAUUGCUAACCCAGGUAAUGCUAGCAAUGCUAGUACCGUCCAUGCUCCACCAGGCAGAGAAGCUUUUCCAGAUAGUGCUGUGUUGGCUAACGUUGCUUUUGGUAGUAGCAAAGCUAGUCCUUUAAUAGAUAAUGCUAAUGCUAUCCUGGCAUCCCAUUGUAACUACUACAGCCAAACAUAUAGUGACAAUACACAGGGCUUUCCAGCUAGCACCGCUCUUAGGAGGCCCUCUGUGCCCCGGCCAAUCAAUGACAAAACUCAAUCUAUUGGUUACGACGAACCAGAGAGGAUGGAAUCCAUAAUUUAUGCUUCACUGUUAAGUCCCGAGAAAAAGCAGAAGAACUCAACGACCCAACAUUCGUCUUUACAAGAGCAGAUCACAGCUCCGGUGUUUGUCGAUGCAGUACUAGCUGAGGCUAUGAGGAAACCGGGAAACGCAGACGCUGCUUAUUGGACCUUCUCUGGUACAAGUGAACAAGAUGGGACUUUACUUCUGGAGAGCAGAGAGGCAUCGAUAGAGUGGAGCGAUGAUUCUACAUCCUUCAGUGAGAUGAUCCUGAGUAAUGGGGUUAGCGGGACAGUUCGCCCAGUUGGACUCCACCCCCAAGAGAAGCCCACGCUGCUAAGGAAGCCGGAGCAGUGCGUCUUUGGACGAGGACAGAGGAUCUGUGGACAAAUCACACCGUCUUCUCCUAGGCUCAUCUGCCAAUCACGGCUUCCCGCUGAUUCCUUCUGCUCACCUUUGACCUGCCCCACUUGCCCGCCACAGCACCUGGUCCACACAGCCUUACCUGUCAACACAACACCUGAUGACAUCUCCACGCGCCCACCUGUCAGUUCUCCUCGCAGACAGAAGCCCCCGGUUCUUAACAAGAAGCCAAGUCUCUCACCCAAAACCCUCAAACAACUCUCUGGGAUCCCGUGUUUAACGGACACCGCAAGGUCUACAAGAACCAUGGGUACCUUAAAGUACCCUGGAACACCGGGAACCACAGAGACCAGUAGCACCCUGGAAGGCAUAGGUAUCUAUGGGAGUGGUGGAUCCUUAGAGACUAGUAGCACCAUGGGGACCAUGGGUAUCUAUGGUAAGCGCUCAGAGAAAAAUAGCACCCUGGGAAUCACAGACCCCUGGAUUAUCAACACAAUUCCUCACCAGGAAGCAGAGGCUUUGCUCUACACAAGCUUGAUGAGAUCAUUGCUGGCUGGAGACAAAGACGAGAAGGAGACAGUGGACGAGAGAGGGAUGGAGUCACCAAUGAUGAUGACGAUAAUAUCCACCAGGAAAAAAAAGGCCAAGAGGAGGAGGAGCUCAGGUAGGCCUCUGCUGAUGAUAUCAUCCCCAAGGCCUUCCUCCUCCUCGUCUUCCACACCCACCUCAUCUGCAUCCUCAUCUGGAGAUGAAGGAGACGUGAAUGAGAGAACCCGUUGGAGCACGAGGACGAUGGCACGCAACCCCAAGAGCUCCCGUGCGGUGAUCGGUUGGAGCAAGUCAUCCCCCCAAAAACAUCUGGGGACGGGGGGGUCGCUCCGAGACCUUCAGAUCCACGAGGAAAAGGAGACAGAGCGAGGAAACAAGGAGACAGAGAAGAGCAAAGAGGCAGGAGAGGAUCACAUGUUCGAGUCCAGUCCAAUACAAACCACCGAGGAUCUGUUCAAGGUCAUCCACAGAUCCAAGAGGAAGAUGUUUGGAAGACGAGAUUCAGAAGAAAACCGACAUCCGACUCCCUCCCUCACCACCCCUCGGCCUCCUCUUCCCAGGCCUACCGCGGCUCCCAGAGGUCAAAGGUCAGACAAGAACGAGAGCUUCAAGCUCCUCUUGCUGAGGAAAGGGAGUCGGUGGGAUUCGUCUUCUCGGAAAUCAGCUGUUGAGCGACUUUGCAAACUUGCUUCUUCUGAGACUCCUGCUGUCCUCCAAAGGGCGACGCCCACAUCGAUGACGUCAUCAAUGAUGUCACAGAUGACGCUGCCGGGUACACGCAAUCUUAAUGGCCUCCUCACUCAGAGCCGGAACAUGUCCACAAUCGGGUUUGGAUGGGGAAAGAGAGUUCAGAAGCAGAAUCACCUCCUCUUCCUCUCCUCAUCCUCACAGCCUCGUUCCCUCAAUCCCUCCUGCUCCCCCCGCUGCCGCCUGAACGCCACCCCGAUGAUGGGCAUCUGUGAAGCAGGAAGCGAGGAGGAGCGAUGAUUAUGUGGAGGCUCUAGGAACCGAAGGGGAAAAUCUUCUACUGAUCCGGUCACAUGUUCCACUGUCCCAAAAGACUAGACUAGACUCAACUGGACUAAACUAAACUUAACUAAUCAAGGCUUGACUAACUCGAAUGAAAUCUACUGGUUUGAAGUAACACAGAACUGGACUCAACUGGACCACUCUAAACCUGUCCCAAGCACUGGACAGGUUGGAGCGGACCCGACUGAAGUUACAGUUACACUUAACAAUGUUAAUUAACUUUAGCUUGAAUAAUCUUUGUUAAUACUUUUAAGUGAAUGAGUCAGAAUUUGAGCUCCGUGUCUUCUGUCUGACCAACAGGGAGGGAAUGUUGGCAUUAAUAAUGACUAUAGGGAAUAAUAUUAAGUAAUUUUUAAAGCUAGAAACAAUAAGUGACGUAGAUUGUAUAUGAACACUAUUACCUUGUUCCAGUUGGUUGUUUGUUAACAAAGUGGUGGACAGAAAGAUGAAUAAAUAUUAUAGUAAACAGUG
Pungitius pungitius (ninespine stickleback) is the source of this 6988-nucleotide messenger RNA. RefSeq names its product NHS-like protein 1. The transcript has 9 exons. Gene Ontology annotation, biological process: cell differentiation. Bases 851 to 6475 code for a protein of 1874 amino acids. NCBI's taxonomy places the organism in Eukaryota, Metazoa, Chordata, Actinopteri, Perciformes, Gasterosteidae. The record is from RefSeq and is a predicted model, not a curated record.